CACGUUACUUUCGUAUCUCCUCGUCGGUGUCAUUUCCUGUCAAAAAAUUUCCAGGAGGUGAAAAAUAUAUACAGAUGCAUUAGAACUCUCGAGUUUCCUUAUUAUGUCGAUCAACGAUACAGAAGAUUUAGGGGAAUUCUUCACAUCUUUAUUGAAUGUUUUUGAAAAUACUAAUCGUAACUUAAACAGACCUUGGACAGCUCACGACAUAACCUUAAUCGAAAACAUCAGUCGUCGACUAGAAAGUUGUUUAGAGAUAUUAAAUGUUAUGCUUUCUGUGCUUGAUCCGGGGUCAGAUUUAAAUCUAACUAUUGAAACCCUAUACUCAACUGGACAUGAUCUUUUUGGACAAGCAACACAAAUGCUACAUACUUUGAAUAUUGAAGAGGGGGUUAAUCAUGUUAAUGAUGAGGGCGAAGACGCUUUGCUGUUCGAAGAAACAUCCACAGGACGACCAAAGUACAAUUUAAAUCAAUCAAUUAUGUAUUUAUAUGAAAGUGGGAUGUCAUGGAGCAGAAUGGCAAGUUGUCUCCAAGUCUCAUUGUCUACUAUCAGAAGAAGGAGAGAUGAGCUUGGUUUAGACCCCUCUAAUAUGCAUAGAUUUUCAAGAAUCAGCAACAAUGACUUGGACCAAGAAAUUAUCACAGCACUCCAAUUCACACCUAAUGCCGGAGAAUCCUUUAUACAAGGCAGUUUUAGGGGAAGAGGAAUUAGAAUACAACGAUGGCGAUUAAGAGAAAGACUUAAUGUAAUUGACCCUGUUGGUAGAGCACUAAGAAAAAGAAGAGCAAUUCAAAGACGUGUAUACAAUGUAGAAUGAAUAAAUCAUCUCUGGCAUGUUGAUACAAACCAUAAGCUAAUAGCUUGGCGAUUUGUGUUUCAUGGAUGUAUUGAUGGGAAAAGUCGUCUCAUUACAUAUCUGAAUAUAGCAGAUAACAACAAAAAAGACACAGCAUUGACAUUUUUCAGAAUUGGUGUUAGUAAAUAUGGCUUGCCAUCAAGAGUAC
Messenger RNA from Mytilus trossulus (common blue mussel), 1007 nucleotides. RefSeq lists its product as uncharacterized. Lineage: Eukaryota; Metazoa; Mollusca; Bivalvia; Mytilida; Mytilidae. The transcript is spliced from 4 exons. The coding region runs from base 104 to 820 and encodes 238 amino acids. The record is from RefSeq and is a predicted model, not a curated record.